Caenorhabditis remanei is the source of this 1641-nucleotide messenger RNA. RefSeq lists its product as uncharacterized. Lineage: Eukaryota; Metazoa; Nematoda; Chromadorea; Rhabditida; Rhabditidae. The transcript has 10 exons. The record is from RefSeq and is a predicted model, not a curated record. The coding region runs from base 1 to 1641 and encodes 546 amino acids.
AUGGAUCUACCCGGAACGUCAUCAAACGACGAUCUCGUGCACCCCCUACAGACAUUUUACCAGCCUCCAACUUCCCCAUUGCUUCUACAACAGACUCCAGUCAUCUCGGCACUCACAGCCAUGUACCCACACCUCCUACAGAUGCAGAAACCUGACUACCUAAUCAGAUCAGACCUGAGUGCUUUCAAGGAGGUUCAAGAUCUUCGAACAGCAGUGAACCUGAUACUGCCGAUGCUACCCUUGUAUCCACCCAUAGGAAAUGGAUUCAAUACAGCAGCAGGAUUAGCAGGCCAAACCACCCUACACCAUGUAAUGCAGCAGAGUUUGUUGCGAAACAAACGGCCUAUAGCUCACACACCAACCGUUCCACAGCCCGAGUGCCCGGGCCAACUACGGACAGUUUUAAGCUCUCCCGCUUCAGCAUUGCAAAACGCUAUUUUGAUGAACCACUUGAUGAUGCCAGGGAAGCCAGUCUCACCGACCUUGCCAAACGGACACAUCCAACCGGCAGUUGGUGGUGAGGCAUCGCUCCAGAAUACAGAUGAACAACCAGUGAAAUGGAGCAGUCCAUCCAGCGUGGAUAGUAACGGACAGAAAACCGACAGUUCAGCAGCAUCUGCGGGCGACAACCAGAACAUCGACGUGAUUGGCGACGGCAGCGAAUCACCAACUUCCUCGAAUCACAGUGCACAGGAACUUGCUCUCUUGACUACUCACCAAAGUAUAUUGAACGCUUUCAAGGACUCACAAUUCAUGUUCAAUCAAGUCCAACCACAACAAGAAGGAGCAGCCCCACUCAGAGUUGCUCCAGUAGUCAACGGAAACAAUGUCAACGGAGCUUCUAAAAUCGGUGGUCCAGAAAGAAAACCAAGGAAGCCAGUUAAUGAUGAUAUUGUCAAAAUCGUUCGUAAUCAAGAUCUAAGCGAAGAGAACAUCAACACAUUCGAAAUUCCUGUGCCCAAAGCAUUUACUGCUGAUCCAACAUUCCGACCAGUCUCAGAACAGCAGAUUAUUCAGCAGAUCAUCCAAGGCAAGAAAUACGAAGAAAUGGAAGUUGGAGAAUGCAUGAUUCAACUCUCCAAGAAAUUGGCAGAGAAACGAGUAUUCGGACCAAGACUUAUGUCUCAAACGACAGUAGCUGGUCUCAAUCAUUCUAACUACUCUAAUCUUCCAAUCAAAGGAAUCUGUUACAUCCAACACGUCUGCAGAAAAGUUCUAGGAGACAAGUUCGAGAAUGAAGAAGACUUCUGGGACAAGUUCCGUGAGGCAAUGCGCAAGUUGGCUGCUCGAUGCCGUAGAGUCCGACACGCCAAAAAGACAAAACACAACAGAGAAGAAGCUCAGGCUGAAAUGUUGAGCAAACGAUUUGGAGAAGAUAUGCCAUUCAAUCUAAACGGAGCAAACGGUUUGUUGAAACCAAAGAUUGAGCCACCACAAGAAUCUCCAACACCAGCCAACGGAGACAUGAGCAUGAUGACAAUGGGUCAGCUAGGGAACUUGCUAACUAACUUACAACAAGACCGAAAACCACUACAAGGCUCUGAAUUUCUUCCUCAAGAGUUGAUUACCAACUUUUUCAACUAUUUGAGCACCAGAGCAAAGCAAGAAGUUCAGUCUCCUCCGCCACAAGCACAACAAUAG